AUGAACUCCAACGCGCUCGGAAACGGUCGUCACCGCCGUCAAAUCUCCACACCAGUGGCUCCAUUCGAGCUCGCGCCAGUCAUGACCAAUAUCCAACCCCGUCGGUCACAUCGUCGAGGCCAGACUGUAGACUACAGCUCUUUCAGUCAACAGGCCACUAUGGACCGACACAUGCCGAAGACGGUCUCGCAGUUGCGAGAUUAUUUUAACGAAAAAUCAGGUUUCUCAUAUCAACAGAAGGAUUCUCAGCAGUAUCAAUCUUAUGCCCAGCAGCCCGAGCGAUCUUUCAUUCCAUCAGCCGUGCACAUGCAACCGUAUCAAUAUCAACCACACCAGUCGCUCGGGUCUGACUGCGAGGCUUUCAACCAAGAACAAUUGCAAGCGAUUCACACCACCACUGGUAGCCCUUCGCCCUCUUCUGUCGGUGCCCCGGCUAUGUCUCGAUCAGUCAGUGAAUGCUCCGAAAAUACACCAUUGAAGCUUGCGCUGCACCGUAUGCAGCAAGAACAAUUCUCGAACCAGCAACAGCAACAAUUUAUUAGCAAUGCCGAUUGGGAUUUGUUCCCUCAGCGCAACAUACCAAUGGUCCAAAAUGAGCAGGUGACGGCCUAUGCCGGUCCAAUGCACCCAGUCUCUGUUCAACCAAAGGCUCCAUCUGCGAAAAUCCUUUCGCAAAUGUCUACUGCUUGUAUGCAACUUUCGCUUCAAUCUCAUCCGGCCGACGCUAAUUAUAUGGCAGACAACUCCCCCAUGACACCCAAUUCUACCCCAUUGAAAAGAUCUAUUGAUUAUUCCAUGUACAGCAAUGACCCAUCAUCUUCCAAGUCCCAAAGUUUCUCAUUUCCCCAUACCCCUGCCACUGCUGAGAUGCAGAGAGCCCAGUCGUUGCAAGGAGUCCCCUAUGUCGAUUCUGUGCAGAUUAAGCAGCAAAUGCCCUCCCCCGUCAAUUCCCCGAUCAGCUCGUCUUUCACGGAAGUUGCCGAUAUGCCAUCCCCGAGUUCAUAUGGGAUGACACCUCAAAAUUCCAAUGCCUCAUUCGCGUCGUCCACUGGCAGAUCCAAGAAGCGAGCCCCGUCCACUAUCUCGAUCCCAACCGACCCAACCGUUCACGAUGGUGACCUUGAUGCUCGAGUCAAGGCCUCAGUCCAGCAAACCGGUGUCUCGACUGACGAAAUCGCCAAGUUCAUCUCCGGCCCCGAUCCCAAAGAUGGAAAGUGGGUCUGUCUAUUUACGGGCUGCCUUUGCCGCUUUGGUCGUAAGGAAAACAUCAAAUCCCACGUCCAAACCCACCUUGGAGACCGUCAAUUCAAAUGCGACAUUUGCGAAAAGCACUUUGUGCGCGGACAUGAUCUCAAGCGCCAUCUCAAGACACACAGUGGCAACAAGCCCUUUACCUGUGCCUGUGGUGCCAGCUUUGCCAGACAGGAUGCCCUGACCCGUCACCGUCAGCGCGAUAUGUGCGUUGGAGGAUUCACCGGUGUGGUUCCAAAGACCACCAAGCGUGGCCGUCCCCCGAAGAAGAAGACCAGCCGUCCGGAUAUCGACACCCGCCAGGCCAAGUCUACUCGUACUCGCCAACGUGUUGCCGAAAAAACCUCAGCCGCUUCAGCUAAUACCAACAUCACUCUGCAAGAUGCUCCCGUGUUCAACUCGCCCAAGUAUGCCCCGUCCACUGCCGUCUCGUCUUUCACGCCACCCACCUCCCCCGGAGACAGAUAUCGCACGAUUUCCUCGCCAUGUCAGACCUACGACUCCCUGGAUGCCCAGCUCGAGGAUGACAUGCUGCCCUUGUCACCACCCCAACUCGCUCACGCUAGAUAUGAGCAGGCAAUGGCGCAGUACGGAUCGAAUUUCAGUUCCCAGGCAUACUCGCAGGAAUCUACCUAUUCGCAGGAAUCGCUCUACAGUGAAUCUGCUCUCUCGCCUCGGGAGAUGUCCUCCCCUCGCUCGGCACCCACUCUGGCUGAAUCAUCCGUCGGCUCGGAGAUCGAUAUUUUCAUGACUCAAGAUCCCUCCGACGACCUGCGAGAGGAAUUCGGUCAUCUAGCUCACUCAGGCAUCCCUGGUUUUCCGACUUAUCAGUUCGUGGAUACAACCGACUUCGCCUCUGUCUCGUCCUAUUACCCCGAGAAGACCUUUUCUGGUAUUCCCCACAUGGACGACGACCUGACUGACCCAAUCGACUGCUUGUCCAGUGAGUUCCUGGUGGACCCUUGA
Penicillium robsamsonii is the source of this 2217-nucleotide messenger RNA. RefSeq names its product putative C2H2 transcription factor (Swi5) (gene ace2). The transcript has a single exon. The record is from RefSeq and is a predicted model, not a curated record. Gene Ontology annotation, biological process: regulation of transcription by RNA polymerase II. Lineage: Eukaryota; Fungi; Ascomycota; Eurotiomycetes; Eurotiales; Aspergillaceae. The coding region runs from base 1 to 2217 and encodes 738 amino acids. Gene Ontology annotation, cellular component: nucleus.